Molecule: messenger RNA, 570 nt
Organism: Boeremia exigua
Lineage: Eukaryota; Fungi; Ascomycota; Dothideomycetes; Pleosporales; Didymellaceae
Exons: 3
Coding region: 98-556 (152 amino acids)
Source: RefSeq, a predicted model, not a curated record
GCCAUCCCGAGCGUCGUCCGCGACGGCGACUACCCAUCCACUACUACUCACACAUUCUCCAGUAAACAGCUCGGCCCGUCUACAAGUGCACACUACCAUGGAUCCAGAUACGCCCCUUGCAAGCGAGCCUCAGCCGUCCAUCAUCCGCUGGAUUCUGGGGUUUCUAAUGGUCGGCGCGUGUUGGGGGCUCACUACGCCGUUUAUGCGCAAAGCUGCGAUGAACUAUACAGCGCCAACACACCCGGCUCUGACUGAUCCGAAGAACUCGGCCCUGAAGAAGAAGGCGCUUGGCAUCUGGUAUGCCGUGAAAGGCGUGCUCAGUAGACCGGCGUAUGCCGUACCGCUACUGCUUAAUGUCACUGGCAGCGUGUGGUUCUUCAUUCUAAUUGGCAAGGCUGAGUUGAGUCUCACUGUGCCAAUCACGAACUCGCUGGCGUUCAUGUUCACAGUGCUGGGCGAAUGGUGGGCUGAGAAGAAGGUCAUCAGCAGAGACACGUGGAUAGGCAUGGGAUUGGCACUCGCCGGUGUUGCGCUAUGUGUACAGAGCAAGUCAUAGAUUUUAUAGUGUAA